Molecule: messenger RNA, 1515 nt
Organism: Fusarium sp. VM40
Lineage: Eukaryota; Fungi; Ascomycota; Sordariomycetes; Hypocreales; Nectriaceae
Source: the annotation of a GenBank genome assembly
AUGCCAGAGACCGCUUCUGAUCUCGCUUUCGGCGGGUUAGAUGGUCUUCUCAGUCCCCGGAACAUUGCGCGUCUCUACAAAGUCUCAGACACUUUAGAGCACUCCAACGGCAGGACCCUGGAGGAUAAAUUGUCUUCUUUAGUUGCAUCCAACAAUGAUGAUCUUCUCGACACAGCUCUUGCUAUAGUCUCUCAUCUAUCUUCGAUGGGGGAUGCAGAGCUAAACAAUUCAGAGUUGGAAAGCAUCGCGAGAAUCAUGUGCGAUAGAGCUAUACGACUAGAGGGAGGCAAAGGGGACUUUGAACUGGUCACGGAAGCAGCAGUCGCAAGCCUCAGUAUCAUUUGCUUGAGACACUCCUUUACUCUGAGCCCGCAGAACCUUUUGAAGCUCACAGCCGUCAGAGAUCCCGAGGAUCCAUGGACAACCGCCACAGCUGCAAAGUCGGCCUCAAAACUCUUAGCUGACGAGCUCGUGGGUCAAGAGCUCACAGAGUUCAUUGUUUCAACUGUCCUCCAAGACUUCCUGAAGCCAUUAUUUUUAAGAUCGUCGUCACGGAUCACAGCUUCCGGGCGACCUUCUCAGUAUGUCGCUAUAAACGAUCGGCUUCCUUCUUUUACUGAAGAGCAACCAUGGAAAUCCCAAGUCACCUGGGUGGAGGCUACCGUGCAAUGGGCAGUAUGCAUGUCUACAGAACUGCUGAUUCAAGAUCACUGGCCGCUUUUCAUGCCAGUUCUGUUAGGGCUUGUUGAACAUGAGUCAAUCGAGGUCAAAACGAGAGGCUUGAAUAUCCUCGCACUUUUCGUGGGCAAAUGCCCAGACAGGGUACUGCAAAAUACAGGCAUAGGACGUGUAUUUGCAGAUGUCGCAUUUCCGCUUUUACUCUCUCUUCCCAGUGUUACUCCUGAGGUCCAAUCUAUAAGCAUUCUCGCUCCGGCUUAUGAUGUGCUUAUAAAACUGGCAGAGUCUACUGGCAGUUCCGAUAACACUGGACGUCGAAGGUUGUUGGACAAGAUCUUGAGGGACGGAAUCCUGGCUGGCCAUUUCCAUGCAUCUCAACAUACUCGCAUAAUACAAAUUCUGAUGCAGCAGACCACAUCGGUAGUCAAUUCUCUCGGUAUCUACACGACUAAACACCUUACACCACUUCUCUCAAUGAUAUCAUCAAUCAUGACGGACCCUUUCGCAGUCUCAUAUCCUCCAACGGUCAUCGCAGCAACACAAGCACUUGACGCCAUUAUUGCCAAUGCGUGGCCUCGGAUCCAAGAGGGUGGUCAUAUGGAAAAUAUCAUCAGAAUCAUAUCGUUGUGUUGGCUUAGUGUCUCGGAGGAGAUCGAGCAGAAUGUAGCUGAGGUUUCAGAGCAUGAUAUCAAAGGUUUAUCAUGGCAGCUGAAACAUACUGCGAAAGCUCUGGAGGCCCUUUGGGUUCAUAAUACAUCAAGACGUCCAACAAAGUUGGAUGAAGUUUUGGAGCAAGAGCCAAGGUUAGCGAAGCUUUUUCCUCUGGCUUUGGCUUAA